This is a messenger RNA of Sorex araneus (European shrew), 402 nucleotides long. RefSeq lists its product as uncharacterized. The record is from RefSeq and is a predicted model, not a curated record. Gene Ontology annotation, molecular function: structural constituent of chromatin; DNA binding; protein heterodimerization activity. The transcript has a single exon. Lineage: Eukaryota; Metazoa; Chordata; Mammalia; Eulipotyphla; Soricidae. Gene Ontology annotation, cellular component: nucleosome. Bases 1 to 402 code for a protein of 133 amino acids.
AUGGGCUGGAAGGCACCCCGCAAUCAGCUGGCCACCAACGCGUCCCACAAAAGUGCGCCAGACAUGGGCAGCAUGAAGAAGCUACACCACUACCGGCCUGACACGGUGAUGCUGUGCAAGAUCCGCCACUACCGAAAGUCCACCGAGCUGUUUAUCCACAAGCUACAGUUUCAGCAGCUGGUUUGCAAGAUCGCAAAGGAAUUCAAGACCGACCUGCACUCCCAGGGCUUGGCCGUCAUGGUCUUGAAGAAGGCGUGUGAUGCCGACCUGGUGGGGCUCUUAGAGGAUACCAACUUUUGUAUCAUCCACUCCAAGCGUGUCAUCAUUAUGUCCAAGGACAUCGAGCUGGCAUGCCACAUCCGCGGAGAGAGGACAAGUUUACGAACGUUUACAAUGCUAUAA